UUCUGAAAAUUCAUAAUCAUAAGCGAAGGCGGAAAAGGGAAAUAUGAAACUGAAGCCACCUGAAACAGUUGAGGAAGUAGAAAACUUCUACACACAGGCUUACUUCGAACUGGUUUGAUCUCACACAAACAAAUACAGGAAACAGUACGAGAAACCGCAAUCGCACUUUACCAGAACACGUUUACUGAACAAAUAGCUGUUUCCUUGAAAGCAAACACGUGACCUGCUCAAAAGUUUUGUUUGGGUUUUGUCCAAUCAAAAAUCGUAAGAUAGGAGAUUUGUAAACCACUUUCGGUGUUUUCUGUUUCAAUUUUGAACGCUUCAAGAAAGAUUCUGAAAGAAUCAGCUUAAGGAAGGAAUUAAAAGGCCUUUGAGAGCUUUUACAGCGAGGAUAAUGGCGAAAGGCAGAGGUCGCGGUCGCUUUUCUGACGGAGGGAACAAAUGUGGUCGUUGUUGUUCAGGAUUCAUGCGGCGUCUACGCAGUAACUUGUUGCUUGUACUCAUCGUCAUCGGUGUUGUGAUCGGCUUCGUCAUCGGAGCUCUCGUGAACGACCCUGUAAAUAAGAUCGAUGACAUGGAAGACAAGAAAACUGUGAUCAUGUUGAUUGGAUUUGCAGGCGAGUUGUUCAUGAACAUGCUCAAAAUGCUCAUCUUGCCACUGAUCGUGGCCAGCCUCAUUUGCGCUUUAGCUUCUCUGGAUGCAAAAGCCACCGGGCGUGUUGGGAGAAGGGCACUUAUAUAUUACAUAUCGACUACCAUCUUGGCUGUCAUUCUUGGAAUCGUCUUGGUUGUAAGCAUUCAACCCGGAGACACCAAGGUGGAGAAGGAAAAGAAAGACGUGGAGCGGAUUCGAACACUGGAUGCUUUCUUAGAUCUCAUCAGGAGCUGUUUUCCAAGCAACAUUGUUGCAGCAACCUUUCAACAGAAAAGAACCAAAUACACCACUGAUGAUGGAGAAUUUAAAUACGUCAAUGUGUCAAUGAACGGGACAAAUGGAACAACGAACACGAUAUUAAAGAAAGAGGUAGUGAGGAAAGGCUCUGAAACUGUCCCUAAUGGACUGCAAGUUGACCCUAAAGGUUCUAUUAAUGUAUUGGGGCUUGUGGUGUUUUCCAUUGUGUUUGGAAUUGUUUUGGGAAGAACAGGUGAGCGAGGAAUGCCUCUCAAAGCUUUCUUUGAAGCUCUGAAUGAAGUGAUCAUGAAGAUGGUGACUCUAGUUAUGUGGUUUUCACCGAUUGGUAUUUGCAGUUUAAUAGCAGCAAAAGUAGUGGCGAUGGACGACAUCAUUGAGUCUCUAAAUAUGGUGGGAUUGUACAUGGCGACAGUGAUAGCUGGUUUAUUUAUCCAUGCACUCAUCAUUAUACCAUUGCUGUAUUUGAUCGCAGUGCGUAAGAACCCUAUCAGAUAUAUGAUUGGUCUGAGAGAUGCUAUUAUUACAGCUUUUGGAACUUCUUCCAGUUCUGCAACUCUUCCCACUACAAUGCGCUGCCUUGAGGAGCAUAACAAAGUUGAUGCUCGUAUAAGCCGUUUUGUUCUGCCGCUUGGUGCCACAGUCAACAUGGAUGGCACAGCUUUGUAUGAGGCCGUUGCUGCUGUGUUUAUUGCCCAGGCCAACGGCAUUACACUGAAUGUUGGCCAGUUGAUAACAACAUGCUUCACUGCCACUGCGGCCUCUAUCGGUGCUGCAGGAAUUCCACAAGCAGGCUUGGUUACCAUGGUGCUUGUCCUUCAGGCUGUCAAUCUUCCUACUGACGACAUUGGACUCAUCUUAGCAGUGGACUGGUUUUUGGAUCGUAUCCGUACUGCUGUAAAUGUUGUUGGUGAUGCAUAUGGAGCUGGCAUAGUUGAGCACCUGUCACGGAAUGAUCUGAUGUCGAUGGACUACAGUGCACGAGAAGAAGAUAUUCCUCUGGAACCCUUUGAGAGGUACACACCCAAGAACGAGGAUGCCAAUAAUGUCCAUACCAGCGAUCCUUCUCUGAGGGCCACCAACUUCUAGAAGACAACCAGGGACUGCUGUUCCUUAGUGAAAUUACAUUUUGCUCUCACACUUCUGCUUAAGUGCUGGAUGUAAUAGUAGUAUUUUAAAGCCAGUUAGCCCCCCCCCCCAGUCCAACUACUGCCCUUUACAAAAAUUCCUCCAGUAAUGAGGAAUGAAUUCAAGUCCACAAACUUAUAUUUUACUUUUUACUCUUUAGGUUUAAUGUAAAGUAAUCUUGUGUCCACCUAUAAUAUUCUAGAUGCUAAGUUCUUUCAAAUAUAAGCUCAGCAAUUUUUUAGAUGCAAAAUUCCUUUUGAUGAUACACCACUUCAAAAAAUACAUAAGCUCACCCUAAUUAUGUUACUCAUUAUAUUGAAACUGGACUGGAAAUUAAAUGUAUAUCUCUCGCAAUCUUUUUUACUGGCAUUUUUUAAAAUAAUUGUUAUCAAGGAGUGCACAAGGACUGGACCAAACUUCAUUAUGCAAAAUGUUAAAUACAUGUACAUUAUUAGCUGUUUGUUUUGUUUUUAGCUGUUUUCUGAUUAUAAUUAUAAUGGAUGUCAUCUGCGACUAAAAUAGCCUCCUAUGCGAAUGCUGUUUGGGCUUGUCACACAAUCUUUCCUCUGCAUGUUGGGUUCAUCACACAAUCCUUCCUCUGCACGUUGAGAAGGAGUGCAUAAUGAGCCAUAAGAACGUCUGUGCAGGAGGCUACAACUAAAAACAGUUAACACAUAAAUGUAACUUGUGUUCCUGGAAAAAGCUUGUAAUAACAGGCCAUUUUACAGUUGCAUGCAUUGUUACCUGGCCUAUAAAUGCAAGUGAGGCUGGAGGUGCCCUUGCUUUGAUUCAGACCUCUCUGCUUUUCGCAUUUAAUGCCAACCAGUUAGCAUUAGAACAACUUGAUUUACACAACAAAAGCAGUGAAGUCUGUAUCAAAACAAGGUCACCUUCAGCCUUGCUGCCAUUCAAAUGCCAAGUCACUGAACAAACAGCUGUAAAAUGGUCAAUUCCACAUUGAUAAUAUAAUUGUAUGAAAUAGAAAUUUGAGCUAAUUUUACAUUACAAUUUAUUUAUGUAGGCAUUAACACAUAGCUGCAGAAUAACUAGCCUGCGUUGCAGCCUGACGUGUCACAAAAUCUCUGGCGGUUAAGACUGUGUGCGACGCAGGCUACAGAAUAACCUGAUGGCCAUAUUACUACAAAAUUACAUUUUCUGUGUUUACGGCAAGGCCUUCUGGGUCACAGUAGAAAUUAUCAUUAGUUUACAAAUUGGAAAGAACUUUGUGUGUGCAUGUUAAGGGCAGUGAGUGGUAAAUGCGAGACUGUGAGAAUGCAAGACCUGCAUCUUUCUUUGCUUGUAGCUUUUUACUCAGGCAGGGCCUCUUCAUGAAUGCUUGUAAAUUUUAGGAAGUUUUUAUAAGUUUUGUUAGCAUUAAAAAUUGCAAAGCAUAAUAUUUAUCACACUAAAAAGUAUGUAGGAUUUUAAUACAAACUGUAGAAGUCAUAGGUUUGGUUUAAUAAUAAAAAAAAGUUGUCAGUGGUGA
Messenger RNA from Orbicella faveolata, 3524 nucleotides. RefSeq names its product excitatory amino acid transporter 3-like. Lineage: Eukaryota; Metazoa; Cnidaria; Anthozoa; Scleractinia; Merulinidae. The record is from RefSeq and is a predicted model, not a curated record. Gene Ontology annotation, molecular function: L-glutamate transmembrane transporter activity; glutamate:sodium symporter activity; neutral L-amino acid transmembrane transporter activity. Gene Ontology annotation, biological process: L-glutamate transmembrane transport. Gene Ontology annotation, cellular component: plasma membrane.